AGUUAACUUACCCAGUUUUUGAAGAUAAUAAUCAACAGCGAUAUCAUGAGCCCCUAGAUUUUAAAAUAAUUAAGACCUUGGCAGAAUCAGUAAAGACUUAUGGAGCCAACGCCGCAUUUACUAUAACUCAAAUAGAAGGCUUAUUCAGAUACUGUAUGACCCCAAAUGAUUGGCAACAGGUGGCUAGAGCGGUGUUGACUCCUGGACAAUACUUGGACUGGCGCACCUUCUUAAUGGAAUUCGCAAAUGAGCAAGCAGCAACCAAUCUAGCCCAAGGAGGGGCACGAGCAGUCUGGGAUAGGGACAUGUUAUUAGGACUUGGCAGAUUCGCCAAUCAGCAGACCGGGUACCCCCCAGAAGUUUAUACGCAGGUGAACCAAAUAGGAUUGAAAGCGUGGAAAGCUCUACCCAACAGAGGGGAAGUCCGAGGCAACCUUACUAAAAUAGUUCAAGGGCCCCUGGAACCGUUUUCCGAAUUUGUUGCCCGUGUAGUCGAGGCUGCCGGAAAAAUCUUUGGAGAUUCGGACACUGCGAUGCCUCUCAUAAAGCAGUUGGUAUUUGAACAAUGCACUGCUGAGUGUCGCAAGGCUAUCGCCCCCUAUAAGAGUCUGGGACUGGAGUAUUGGAUGAAAAUAUGCCGAGAAAUAGGGGGUCCCCUAACCGCCACAGGCUUAGCUGCGGCUGUCAUGGAUAUUACCAAGAAAGUUACGGGACUCGCUGUAACCUGCUAUACGUGUGGAAGGACAGGGCACCUGAGGAGACAGUGUCCUGUCAAUAACCAAGUUGUAGGAUCUAGACCCAGACUUUGCCCUAAGUGUAAAAAGGGAAGACAUUGGGCAAGUGAGUGUAGGUCAGUGAGAGAUGUCCACGGCCAUAGGAUAUCUCAAAGCAAUAUAAGAAGGGAUUCAAAAAACGGCUUACGGGGCCCACGUCCCCAGGGCCCUCAAAUAUAUGGGGCGGCGCAAGUUUCCGAGGAAUGGCCAUCUCUGCAACAUCCCAGGGACUCGGGGGAGCCUCUAAGGCCUCCCCCGCUGUGACCCUACAAGCCGUCAAUCCCAUGGUCCUCACUCCGAGAAUGGGAGUACAGAUUUUAGAGUUAGGGAAACUAGCCCCUUUACCGAAUGAAGUUAUAGGAUUGCUAAUAGGCUCCCCUG
This is a messenger RNA of Sorex araneus (European shrew), 1154 nucleotides long. RefSeq names its product endogenous retrovirus group K member 10 Gag polyprotein-like. The transcript has a single exon. The coding region runs from base 156 to 1037 and encodes 293 amino acids. Lineage: Eukaryota; Metazoa; Chordata; Mammalia; Eulipotyphla; Soricidae. The record is from RefSeq and is a predicted model, not a curated record. Gene Ontology annotation, biological process: viral process. Gene Ontology annotation, molecular function: zinc ion binding; nucleic acid binding.